AUGCUCUUCCUCUCUCUGCUCUGUCUGUUGCCGGUGGGCCUGUUGCUGUCGCCCGUGUUUUUCGGAGCCCCCGUAAGUCACUUCUUCACCGAGGGCUGUGGGGCCAACUCCCCUCUCAAAACCAUCGUGCGGCGCUGCCUCACUGAGACAUCUUCGUUGAUGAACAACUGGGGCUUCAUCUCUGGAGACUCUAAGAUGCUGGGGGACACCGGGCACUAUACAUUCAGCAGGAAGCGAGGGAACCAUAUUAAGAACGUAGGGUUUAACCAGAGGAGAUUACUGCUGGCUGAUUGUAUCAUUUCAGCUGUAUGUCCAUGUGCCCCCCCCCCUUUAGGUCCAAGUCUGUCAAGAGAGUCAUCUUCGGUCGCCUCAGAAGCAUCUCUCUGCGGCGGUCACGGAGAGAAAGAGAAGGAGGAAGACAGACACACUUCAGGAGGUUUCUCUCCAAACCCAAGUUCAGGAACUGUCGGGGAAACAGAUAGACCAACUCUGAAGGAGAUCUCUCCAUCUGCCGGUGAGCAUGGGGACAGUUGUCCUCAGAACACGGCCGUCGGGUCAGGAUCAUCUCUGCCCUCGGACUCCUCUGUGGCAGUGGCUGGCGACAGCCUUCUAUCCCGUAGCAAAGGUCCUGACGUGGGAUUGCUUGAGACUCACCUGUCACCCUUCCAGGAGCAAGUCUCAACAGAUUCCACACUGUGCAUUUUCUCAGAUGCUCAAGAGCCUUCUUCCUUUGAAGCCAAAAGAACCUCUGUCUGCCGUGACGUUGCUACCUCUGCAGUUGCUGUUUGUGCUUCUCUGGGGGCGAGCGUGGGUCACACUGCCUCGAGAAGUCACAGUGCGGGGCCACGAGACCACAGCCGGGCUGCAGGGGAGACUCUGCCACAAAGCUCCCCAGACAGGAAAACGAUGACAGAGGGUGUGACUCCAUCACUCUUGCCAGGGACACCUUCAUCUGGGCAAAGAAUUCCGGGUUCAGUCCCACUGGGAUCCAUUGGAAAAACCCAUCUUGAAACUCCAGCUUCAGGACCAGGGUCAGCUGGUCCACAUCAAGAGGAAGGAAAACACAAGACGUGUUUUCCUUCCGGGGGGCAGCAAGGGUGUGGGGAAGGGCUGGUCCCCUGCCCUCCUUUAGGAAAGGACGGUGGGAAACGUCAAGUAUCUGGAUUCGUGGCUCUAAAGGAUGGUGUGGUUCCUUCCAACCCAGAGGAGCCCACGGAGACCCCUGGAGUCCCUUUGAAAACCCUCAGGAAGAGGAGUUUGGAAGGAAUGAGAAAGCAGACCCGAGUGGAGUUCAGCGACACCAGCAGCGACGAUGAAGACCGGUUGGUGAUAGAAAUAUGAAGCUUCCGGAGAAAGAUGGCGUCGACGGUCAAAGACUGCGGAUGCCUUCCGGGAAGCGCCAUCACGCUGCCAGGAGAACUGAACUCUACUUGUGAAGCACCGGCAGCUAGGAAAGCCAUCUGGGGUUCUUUCUAAGAUAUCCUCCACCAACUCUGAAAGCCAAACUCAGCCUCACCAUUCCCCAGAAGCCCUGAUCACAUGGUGCCAGGCAGGGCUAAGGGACCAAUGAAGCAGGGUCUAAGAAGGCUUCAUCCACGUGAUGACUGUGGCCUGACUCCCAUCUAUACCCUCUGCGUUGGUCCCUCACUGCCUGAUUCAUUAAAAUGGCAUCAACCCAGAGAGCCACAGUCAACCUGUUUACAAACAAGUGAACCCCACAGAGUCAAGGCGAUAGGCUUCCUGCAUUUGUGAAGUGGGGGUUUGCUGCAAAGGUGGUGAGCAUACUUGGGGUAACCGGGGUCACUUGCAAAGGAGUUGGGGUGUGAACUGGGCGUCCAGAUCCUUCUGUCCAUUGUGGAGACAAAAUCCAGAUUAAUUCAGAAACUGGAGUUUGGUUGGAAUAAUGUGCCUCCUAAGCAGAAGUUGUAAAUAUACUUCAAAAUGCCUCUGAUCUGGCGACACACUGAGUAUCCUUCAAUGUUGCACAAAUGGUCAGUGCUUCUGUGUGACCCGGUGUGUGGCCACAAGCAUGUGCCGCUCUCGUGCCCGACGCCUUCUCUGUGGAGACCCCUGAAACCUGUUGAUUUUCCAGCUCUUGCGAAAGGAACGCUGUGUUAAAAGUUAAUAGAACAUUCUCUGUAAUGAGUCAUUUUUGAGGGGGAAAAAUUCACUUAUUUUCCUCUGCUUCUUUCUGUCAUGUUGUGCUCUGAGCAAUUUCAAUUAGCAGGUUACACUUUAGUGAUCUCUGCAGCUUAAACUGACGCCUGCUCAUCACGAUGGGAGCCUUUCAGAUUUCCUCCAGAAGCUUCAAGGAUACAAAACUAAUUGGAGUUUUGACGCUGUUUUACAUCUCAGUAAUUUUAUUUUGGGGGCUUGGUGUUACUUUGCUGUCAAAUUAAAUCAGCCUCUACAUUGUGCAGAUCAGAACAGCACAGACAACGUUCCCCAGCGUUCCAAGCCAGCGGGAAAUAGCGGGUGUGUGUCACCCAGCUCGGGGAGCAGAGCCUCACGUUUGCUACCCCCUCUCCCUCUCCUUAGAUGGGAGAGGAAACACGCAAGGCGAUUUACAUUGCUGCAUUUCGAUACAAUUUUUUACUUGCUGUUUGGUGUGAUUUUGUACGAUUUGAGGUUCACAGCCGAGCUCCUUGGGCUUCACUUCGAUGUGACGAUGCCCACUUGACAUCCUGUGCUUCGAAGGUGGGGCCGCAACGCAGAACACCUCCCACACGCGGAGGCGCUUUGAUACGUCCUCGUCUGUGACAAAGGAUGGUCAGGUUUCAAGUGAAUUUUCCAGUUCUAGGGUUAUUCAUAGAAAAACUUCAAAGUGGGACCAGCUUCCCCUGGUGACUUAGCGUGUGUCUGUGGUCAUUUCCAAUGACCACACUCAGACGCCGCCAGGUCACGUCCAACCCGGCCAAGAAGAACGUGAGAAAGGAGGUAAAAAGAGGUUAGGUGCUCACUUCACGCACUUCUUGAACCAAAGGGAAGUGACGUAACUGCCCGCCCUUUGGACUGUCCGUGCCGCUGUACGGAGGGGAGGUCCGGCAAAGCAGUCUGCAUCCCGGACGGGGAGAGGGAGCGAGGGCCUGGCCUUGUCCUGAGCUGGCCGGGCAGUCCUGGGGAAGACUCGUGUGCUCUCUGCACCUCGGCUUCUCCGACUGAGAAUAAGGAAGUAAGGCAAGAUGGGCUGAAGGUGACUCCAGGCCCCGAUCCUCAUGAGAGUGGCUCAGAGGUGGUCCCCACGGGGAGGGAUCCCCCUCCCGGGAGCUGAAGAAUAAAUACCUUCGGCCAAUUAUUGCCAAGAAGAAUGAGAGCUCAGGGAAACUCCUGAUUUUUUCCCCAGAGAUCUGAAUUUUGAGGUACAAUCAUUCAGUGUAGAAAUGGCAGCUCAUAAUUCAAAAACUAGAAGCAAACAGAGCACCGCUGUGUGAGUGGAAGACAGCACCUCUGUCCGCUGAAUUGGUUACUUUGUCUUGGGAGGCACCGGGCGGGGGAGGAAACUUUCUUCCAGAUCCUCCUCUGCUGUGUGGCUGCUGCGCUGUGGGCCGGAUCACUGGACUAAGGCAGUAAGUCACAGCUCCCAACAGCACCGGCCUCGCAUCAGGUCAGGUGGAAGCUCUGUCCUUCUGCGAGCCACCCUUGCUGGCCACCACGUCCUAACUAAGAUCAAACACGGCGGAACAUUGAGUCCCUCCCUGACUCCCUGUCUCUCUUACACAGAGGUGAGCAAGUCACCACAGGUUCCUGUCUUAGCCCAUCAUUUAGCUGUUCGGUGGCAGCAUUUACAGGUGUACCUUACUUUAUACCAACAUGAAUCUAUGAAAAGCUUUAUUUCAGUGGAUUAAAAAACACACAAAUAAAAGAUGUAUUUUGAAUGGCCCUGGGGGACUUAACUAUUAAAAAUCAUCCCAUAGUAAAUAUCUUUUUUUAAAUAAGAAAUCGUUUUCUAAAGCAACACAGCAUCCCUGAUUUUAUAAAUCUUAAUUUUCCCGUGGGUUUUCUUAGAGCAGACUGCUGUCAUAAGGGUGCAGUUCCAGGAUGACGUUGGUGACCUGUAACCCAGUCUGGGUUACCGGAAAUAAAAUUUCAGUAUUAUCAGUUGAUAAUCACUGCGGUUUUUAACUCUGUGAGUGUGUCCUGGGUAACGGUUAAGGGGAAACAAGUGAAUCUGAGAACAGGGCAAGUCGGAGUUUAAAGGUCAGUGUUCCUCCUCCUCCUCAGUGCUGUUCAUUUCCCUGCACCUUCAGGUUAGGGUCUCAGCCACUGGGUGCCUCAGCUUCUUCCACAGAGAAUAGCUCCGAGGAUGCUGGCAGGAACUUUGAAUUCUUUGCCGUUCCUUCAGGGCAAGGGGUACAGAUGCCAAGAGCCGUGAUGUUUGAGACGCACUACCAAGGUUCUUUCUCCAGCCGUACCUACGCCUGGCCCAUCUCACUCACUAAGGACGCACGGAGGACAGAGGUUUCAUGUCCCCCCUUGGCAACCUAGACUAUUAAGUGACUCUUACAGUCACGUGGUUUGGGCUGGACGACCUGAAUCCUUCUUGUUGUAAGGUGUGGUGGAAACAACUCGUACCUCCCGUUAGGUAUGGCCUUUGAGAUUCUGGAUGAAGCUGACAUCUCUCUCAUUUACAACCCAGGAGAACCUAUGGUUCUUUUGCCAAAAGAUUAAAAGAAGACGGGGGAUUGGUGCUUCUGGAUCCUAAUCCAAACCCCGUCAGUAGCCUGACGAGUAACUGAGGGCAAGUUAACCUCCUCCUUCCUGAAAGCCCUCCUCUAAAGCUCUGGUGGGGAGAGCAGCCUUGCAAAGACGCCUCGUGGCCACAGUUCCGGGCAUGACAGAUGCACGCUCUGCAGCUUCAUGUCAAACGUAUUUCCUUACAUUUCCAUUCAUUACGUAGGACGAUCACAUUUUUCAUUUCUUCCCCAGCAUAGAAAUUUGCAUUUUGCGCAAAAUUUGCCUGGUGCAGCAGAUUUUUAUAGUUAUGGGAACUGUCACCGUUAUCAGAAUGUGCUGCUACUCAAAUCCGCAGACGUAAUUUCAUCCGGCGAGGAGAAAACGGCCUGCCGGGCUCCGGGGCGGUCGCAUUUCCACAACUGCCGCGAGCAGGGCUUACGCGUUUCCCCCGCUUCAGCUGCGAUUCCCAUGAUUCUUGUGAGGGAGGCUCCGGCUUUGGAGCGCUACGCUUCUCAACGCGUAAGCACAAUUUCUUGUCCCUCUCUUGCAGAUACUCAUUCAGUAAAGGUGUCAGGACCCCAGAAAAUCCUGUGUGCUGGAUUUGUACCCUGUGUAGUGCUUUUCACCCGUGCUCUGUGCUUACGUGGGAAUACGUAUGACUCAGUCUGAGGCAGCAGAGGAACACUGAGCAUAUUACUUCACCCUGGAAGAGGAGAAGCCAGGGAAACCAGCCAGCCUCGGUCACUCGCAGCCCUAGAGGAUGACUUAAUAUCUUAUAUAUGCAGCCAACUGUUCAGAGCUUACUACUCUAUCCACUGUUCAGAAUCAGGAAGCGAUUGGCUUCUGGGUUCUCUGUUUAACUGUAGUUCCUUCUUUAUAUGGUUAAAUUUUUGUUUUGAUAAAAAUACAACUGAAAGUGAAAAUGUCUUGUGUGAUUUGUUAACAUUUUAACCUAAACUACCAUAAAUAAUAUCCUGUUUCAAUUGGAUAUCUGAUUCUUCCUGAACAGUUGACCAACAUCCUGUCCGCCAUAUUGGCGUCCCAUUCCACUCAAGAAAGAAU
Messenger RNA from Vicugna pacos (alpaca), 5736 nucleotides. NCBI's taxonomy places the organism in Eukaryota, Metazoa, Chordata, Mammalia, Artiodactyla, Camelidae. The record is from RefSeq and is a predicted model, not a curated record.